Messenger RNA from Rhinolophus ferrumequinum (greater horseshoe bat), 3588 nucleotides. It is a transcript of the gene TRPC5, whose product is annotated as transient receptor potential cation channel subfamily C member 5. The transcript is spliced from 11 exons. Gene Ontology annotation, molecular function: inositol 1,4,5 trisphosphate binding; protein binding; store-operated calcium channel activity. Bases 594 to 3515 code for a protein of 973 amino acids. The record is from RefSeq and is a predicted model, not a curated record. NCBI's taxonomy places the organism in Eukaryota, Metazoa, Chordata, Mammalia, Chiroptera, Rhinolophidae. Gene Ontology annotation, cellular component: membrane; cation channel complex. Gene Ontology annotation, biological process: regulation of cytosolic calcium ion concentration; manganese ion transport; calcium ion transmembrane transport.
CCUCCCUUUCCCUCUCCCUCUCCCUCUCCCUCUUUUUUUCCCUCUCCCUCUGCCUCUCUCUUUCUUGCUCCGUCCCUGCUUCCCUCCCUCUCUAUCUCUCACAUUCUCUUCCUCACACUCCCUUGUCAGCUACCCCUGUGUCUCCCCGUGUCAGUUUCUUCUCUUGCUGGUACUCGGUGGUUGGCUGCGUGAAAGGAGUACGUGCGUUUGAAGGGGCCCAGGUUGGCUCAGAGAGCCGAGAGAAGCGAGGGAGAAAGAGGUAAAGAGUUUCUGGGCGCUGACGAAGGCUAAAGGUGAGGAGGGCCAGCCAGCCGAGAGGGAAGUUUGGAGAUAAUUGUGGAGGGAAGGGAGAAACCAAGCUAGGAGCCAGCACUUGCGCCCCUCACUGCACCCCGCUCCUUUCCCUGUGCUCACGCAUUCACCGUCCCAGCAGUCUCGAAGGCCCUGGCUGUCCCAGGCUGCUACUGUUUGUGCGCCAAGGGAGAAGAGUCCAUCCAGUAAGGCGGCCGCGCCGCACGCCCUGGCUCAGGGACACCAGACGUCGCAGAUCUGAACAAACGACUUGGCCAGGGGUUUCUAAAUUGAUAUCAACCAUGGCCCAACUAUACUACAAAAAGGUCAACUACUCACCCUACAGAGAUCGCAUUCCCCUGCAAAUUGUGAGGGCUGAAACAGAGCUCUCUGCAGAGGAGAAGGCCUUCCUCAAUGCUGUAGAGAAGGGGGACUACGCCACUGUGAAGCAGGCCCUACAGGAGGCUGAGAUCUACUACAAUGUCAACAUCAACUGCAUGGAUCCUUUGGGCCGGAGUGCCCUGCUCAUUGCUAUUGAGAAUGAGAACUUGGAGAUCAUGGACCUACUGCUGAAGCACAACGUGUACGUAGGUGAUGCCUUGCUCUACGCCAUCCGAAAGGAGGUAGUGGGUGCUGUGGAGCUUCUGCUCAGCUAUAGGCGGCCCAGUGGAGAGAAGCAGGUCCCCACUUUGAUGAUGGACACCCAGUUCUCUGAGUUCACACCGGACAUCACUCCCAUCAUGCUGGCUGCCCACACCAACAACUAUGAAAUCAUCAAAUUGCUUGUCCAAAAACGGGUCACUAUCCCACGGCCUCACCAAAUCCGCUGCAACUGUGUGGAGUGUGUGUCCAGUUCAGAGGUAGACAGUCUGCGCCACUCCCGCUCCCGGCUGAACAUCUAUAAAGCUUUGGCAAGCCCCUCACUCAUUGCCUUAUCAAGCGAGGACCCCAUCCUAACUGCUUUCCGCCUGGGCUGGGAGCUCAAGGAGCUCAGCAAGGUGGAGAAUGAGUUCAAGGCUGAGUAUGAGGAGCUCUCCCAACAGUGCAAGCUCUUUGCCAAAGACCUGCUGGACCAAGCUCGGAGCUCCCGAGAACUGGAGAUCAUCCUCAACCAUCGAGAUGAUCACAGUGAAGAGCUUGACCCUCAGAAGUACCAUGACCUGGCCAAGCUGAAGGUGGCAAUCAAAUACCACCAGAAAGAGUUUGUUGCACAGCCCAAUUGCCAACAGUUGCUCGCCACUCUCUGGUAUGACGGCUUUCCUGGAUGGCGGCGGAAACACUGGGUAGUCAAGCUUCUGACCUGCAUGACCAUUGGAUUCCUGUUUCCCAUGCUGUCUAUAGCUUAUCUGAUCUCACCCAGGAGCAACCUUGGUCUGUUCAUCAAGAAACCCUUUAUCAAGUUUAUCUGCCAUACAGCAUCAUAUCUGACCUUUCUCUUCAUGCUUCUCCUGGCUUCUCAGCAUAUCGUCAGGACUGACCUCCAUGUACAGGGACCUCCCCCAACUGUUGUGGAAUGGAUGAUAUUGCCUUGGGUUCUCGGUUUCAUUUGGGGGGAGAUUAAGGAAAUGUGGGAUGGUGGAAUUACUGAAUACAUCCAUGACUGGUGGAAUUUGAUGGACUUUGCAAUGAACUCACUCUACCUGGCAACUAUUUCCUUGAAGAUUGUGGCCUAUGUCAAGUAUAAUGGUUCUCGUCCAAGGGAAGAAUGGGAAAUGUGGCACCCGACUCUGAUUGCAGAAGCACUCUUUGCGAUAUCCAACAUUUUAAGUUCGUUGCGGCUCAUAUCCCUGUUCACAGCCAACUCCCAUUUAGGGCCUCUGCAGAUCUCUCUGGGGCGUAUGCUGCUUGAUAUCCUCAAAUUCCUCUUUAUCUACUGCCUGGUCCUGCUGGCUUUUGCCAAUGGAUUGAACCAGCUUUACUUUUAUUAUGAGACCAGAGCAAUUGAUGAGCCGAACAACUGCAAGGGAAUCCGAUGUGAGAAACAGAACAAUGCUUUCUCCACGCUAUUUGAAACCCUUCAGUCACUCUUCUGGUCUGUAUUUGGCCUUUUAAAUCUCUAUGUCACCAAUGUGAAAGCCAGACACGAGUUCACAGAGUUUGUGGGAGCUACCAUGUUUGGGACGUACAAUGUCAUCUCCCUGGUAGUGCUGCUGAACAUGCUGAUUGCCAUGAUGAACAACUCCUACCAGCUUAUUGCCGAUCAUGCAGACAUUGAGUGGAAAUUUGCAAGGACAAAGCUCUGGAUGAGUUACUUUGAUGAAGGGGGCACCUUGCCACCUCCUUUCAACAUUAUCCCCAGCCCAAAGUCAUUUCUAUACCUUGGUAACUGGUUCAACAACACCUUCUGCCCCAAAAGAGAGCCUGAUGGGAGACGGAGAAGGCACAACUUGAGAAGCUUCACAGAACGCCAUGCUGACAGCCUGAUACAGAAUCAACAUUAUCAGGAAGUUAUCAGGAAUUUAGUCAAAAGGUAUGUGGCUGCUAUGAUAAGAAAUUCCAAAACAAAUGAGGGGCUAACAGAAGAGAAUUUUAAGGAAUUAAAGCAGGACAUCUCCAGCUUUCGAUAUGAAGUGCUUGACCUCUUAGGAAAUAGGAAACACCCAAGGAGAAGCUUUUCCACCAGCAGCACUGAACUCUCUCAGAGGGAUGAUACCAAUGAUGGCAGUGGUGGGGCUCGGGCCAAAUCCAAGAGUGUCUCUUUCAAUUUACACUGCAAGAAAAAGGCCUGCCAUGGGCCAUCUCUCAUCAGAACCAUGCCAAGAGACAGUGGUGCCCAAGGGAAGUUAAAAGCUGAGUCAAGCAAACGCUCUUUCAUGGGUUCUUCUCUCAAGAAACUGGGUCUCCUAUUCUCCAAGUUUAAUGGUCAUAUGUCUGAACCCAGUUCACAGCCAAUGUAUACAAUUUCUGAUGGAAUCGUUCAGCAGCACUAUAUGUGGCAGGACAUCAAAUAUUCUCAGAUGAAGAAAGGGAAAUCAGAGGCCUGUUCUCAAAGUGAAAUUAACCUCAGUGAGGUAGAAUUAGGUGAAGCCCGGGGCCCUGCUCAGAGCAGUGAGUGCCCUCUAGCCUGUUCCAGCUCUCUGCACUGUGUAUCCAGUAUCUGCUCCUCAAAUUCUAAACUUUUAGACUCCUCAGAGGAUGUAUUUGAAACUUGGGGAGAGGCUUGUGACCUGCUCAUGCACAAAUGGGGUGAUGGACAGGAAGAACAAGUUAUAACUCGACUCUAAGCCAAGCCUCUAUCACCUGUUCUGGAACUCAACAUAAAAUUGAUCUGAAAGGUGACAUAGAGUAUGAUUCCCU